CAACUGUCAGUCCGUUAUCGCCCAACGGACAUAUUUGUUUAUUCAGCAAUCAGCAUAAUUUUAAAAUUAUUUAAAGAGCCACUCGACCGGGUGGGGGUAAUUGUUAAUGAGCCAUCGUAACAAUUUUCCUCGUUCCUUUUAUCGCUCUCAUUUAUCACAAAACGUUUGCGGGUAGCACUAGGCACGUAUUUCGUUAGAAGUCCCCCCCCCUGUUGUAGUGUGCUUUUGUGUGAGUGUGUGUAUCGUGUAUCAGUGACCCAACUUAUUAAUAUUAAAAUAGUACAAAUAGCACAAUAAUUUAUCCAAACCCUCGGCUCGCUAGAUUAUUCAAAUGACAUGCACGUCUGGAUAAUACAUUAGUGUCAACCAUUAUGUUGUUUACAUAAAGUGCUGCUUUUAUAUCCUUUAUUCUACAUAAAUUCUACAUUAGAGAUUAUUUAUAUUCAAUCCAAUAAGAUGGAGAACAGCGAGGCUAAUAUACUACGCUCGGCGAAAUUACAUUGUGCCAGAAAUCUGUUUGAAUCCUCCAGGCGCACCCCAAUAGGAAACUAUGACAGGUUUAUACCAUGCAGGACAAAUAACAACUGGGAGACCAGUUUUGCCACCAUUCCGGACCCCAGUAAAACCCCACAAACUGGCAAAAAGGCUUCGAAUAGGGACAGCAGUGAGAAUCACAGGGACGCCUCAGUUUAUAAUAUUUUAUUGAGGAACGAGAUAUUGGGAGAGAAGAUCGAAGAUGUUAAGAGCCAUUGUGAUGAUAGACAAGCAUUGACACCAAUUAGAAGUAGGAAUUUGUUUACUUACGCUACACCAACAAAGAAAAAUCCAUACCACAUGGACAGGACUCCGAUGAAAUGCCAGGCGAGUCCUUAUUCACUUUCGCCAUUAAGUACUAGCAGUCAGAGGCUCUUAAGGUCACCACAUAAGGCCACUAGGAAAAUAUCUAGGAUACCUUUUAAAGUCUUAGACGCCCCAGAGCUCCAAGACGAUUUCUACCUAAACCUAGUCGACUGGUCGGUGCAAAACGUCCUCAGCGUCGGCUUAGGUAGCUGCGUGUACCUUUGGAGCGCGUGCACCAGCCAAGUGACCAGACUGUGCGACCUCUCCAGCGACUCCAACGUCGUCACUUCCGUUUCGUGGAGCGAGCGUGGCAACUUGGUCGCUGUCGGAACCCAUAACGGUUACGUUACGGUUUGGGACGUCACCACCAAUAAACAAGUGAACAAACUGAUGGGACACAACGCGCGAGUGGGCGCUCUUGCGUGGAACGGGGACGUUUUGAGUUCCGGAAGUAGAGAUCGGAUGAUUUUACAGAGAGACACCAGGACUCCGCCAAAUGUUACUGAACGUCGCCUGAUUGGUCACAGACAGGAGGUGUGCGGCUUGAAAUGGUCUCCGGACAACCAGUAUUUAGCCUCAGGCGGCAACGAUAAUCGUUUGUACGUGUGGAACAUGCAAUCGUUGAACCCGGUGCAGACCUACACGGACCAUUUGGCAGCGGUUAAGGCGAUCGCGUGGUCCCCUCACCAUCACGGACUGUUGGCUUCCGGUGGCGGAACGGCCGACCGGUGUAUCCGUUUCUGGAACACCCUCACCGGACAACCGAUGCAGUGCGUCGACACCGGUUCGCAAGUGUGUAAUUUAGCCUGGUCGAAACACAGUUCGGAACUAGUCUCGACCCACGGCUACUCCCAGAAUCAGAUAUUGGUGUGGAAAUAUCCGAGUCUCACGCAGGUGGCGAAACUGACCGGACACUCGUACCGCGUUUUGUAUUUGGCCCUCAGUCCUGACGGCGAGGCCAUAGUGACCGGUGCCGGUGACGAAACUUUACGCUUUUGGAACGUGUUCAGUAAGGCGCGUUCCCAAAAAGAAACCAGGAGCGUGUUGAGUCUUUAUAGCGGGAUACGUUAACCAGAAAAAGAAAAAUGAUAAACGUAACUUUAAUUAUUAUUGUGUAUAGCUGCCUUUAGUUUACUAAAGGUUAAGGGACUUAGAUUUAUAUAGAUAUAUAUAUAUAUAAUAUUAUUUACGAGUAAAUCUAGAUGUUCUAUUUAGGUCUUUUUUAAGCUUACUUCCGUGAAGUAUCGCCUUUUAUUUAUUUUUUUUUUUGUUGUUGUUGUGAUAGCACUGCAAGUGGCUCUUUAUUGUGUAUGGGGUUUUUUUUUAUUUUGAUCUCUUGCGAUUUAGUUUCUUUUUUUUUACGUGGGGUUUUUUUUUUUAAUUGCGAAAAUUGAAAUUUAUAUUAUUGUAAUGCGAAGUUUUACUUUUUAAGCGGUUUUAAACCCUCUGGAUAGUUUUAGGCGAGUGGAGAGUGUUUCGUGUGUAAAUCUAUAGUUUCUGCUGCAAUAUUACUUUAUAUAUUUUUAAAUUAUAAAGAUGAUGGAGAAAUAAACGAUGUGUUUAAAGUAGAA
Anthonomus grandis grandis is the source of this 2411-nucleotide messenger RNA. RefSeq names its product fizzy-related protein homolog (gene fzr). NCBI's taxonomy places the organism in Eukaryota, Metazoa, Arthropoda, Insecta, Coleoptera, Curculionidae. Bases 457 to 1911 code for a protein of 484 amino acids. Gene Ontology annotation, cellular component: anaphase-promoting complex. The record is from RefSeq and is a predicted model, not a curated record. Gene Ontology annotation, molecular function: ubiquitin ligase activator activity; anaphase-promoting complex binding; protein binding. The transcript is spliced from 7 exons. Gene Ontology annotation, biological process: anaphase-promoting complex-dependent catabolic process; positive regulation of ubiquitin protein ligase activity; positive regulation of anaphase-promoting complex-dependent catabolic process.